UUAACGUUUUGCCAAAGAUGAGGAGAGAUAGAGAAGAUGGUUACACUUCUCGAGGAGAAACAAACGGGCAAUCUCCAACCAUACGUGAUGCACUGCAUUAUGUCAGUGCUGUGAGGAACACAUUUCAUGACGACAUAGGGAAAUAUGAGACAUUCCUUGAGGUCAUGAAGGACUUUAGAGCUCAGAGAGACGACCAUAAUGGUGUCAUUAAAAGAAUAAAAGUUUUGUUCAAUGGUCACAACGACCUAAUAUUAGGUUUUAAUACUUUCUUACCCAAAAAGUAUACAAUAACCUUUCCGUUGGAGGAAGAGAAACCGAAGACCAGGGUAGGUUUCCAAGAUGCUUUCAGUUUCGUCACCAAGAUUAAGGCAAGGUUCUCAAGUGAUGAACAUGCGUAUAAAAGGUUUCUAGACAUCAUGGAGAUGUAUCGAAAGGAAAGAAAGUCCAUCAUUGAUGUCUACGAAGAGGUUACUAUUCUCUUCAAGGGUCAUGAUGAUCUGCUCGUGGAGUUCCUUAAUUUCUUACCUAAUUGUGCUGCAAUUUCUGACAUGCUUCCAAGGCAUUCUGAUAAGGUCGAAAACUGUGAUGAAAAGCUGGUUGUUUUCUCUGGUGGUAAUUCUACUGGAAAUUCCCUUGCUAAAGAAGGUCAGGGAGGCUAUUUGAACGUGGCAGAAAAUGGGCCAAUUCAAGAUCAUCAAAGUUGUCAAGAUGGUGGAAGAGAUACAGAUAGAGCUGACAAAACAGCUAGCAGUGUAAGCCAAAUUAUUGCCUCCUUCCAAAGGAUGUGAGUGACUCUUUUUCCAUAAUAACAUCGUUCUACUACACUGGAAUUACUGCGUUAUACAGUUUUCUUGUAAAAUGGUUGGUGUUUGCCCAUGCAAUAUCCAUAUGAUAAUUCUAAAAGUGGUCUUUAUUAAGAUACAAUUUAUCAUGAAGCUGUGUAUCUGUUACCGAUAGUGCAUCAUCCUCUCAAUCAGGAUCUAUCACAACCGCUUCUUCAGAUUCUUCGCCAUACUUCUUCUUUGUAACAUAAUAGUCAUUCUGGUAUAUGCCUACUUCUUUCAGAACCAGCAGGUAAUUCUAGACCCUGAGUGUGAUCUAGAACCGACCCUAACAUUCCUCACAAUAUUUUUUUUCUCAGACUUGCCUCUAGCAUAAUAUCAUUCUCCAUGUUCAUGUGAAACCCUAGAGGUUUUAAGAUCUUGAUCUUUCGGAAUUGGUUCCUUUGAAUCAAACGACAAAUCCCAAUUCCUCACAAUAUGGUUACACAUGUUCGGAAUUGGUUCCUUUGAAUCAAACGACAAAUCCCAACAAAAACGCCUAGUCGCUUCUGUACCCGAGUAUCCUCAUCUUGAAUCACUUUGAGGUACACAUGUUCAAGGUUCGGAAUUGGUUCCUGCAUAAGUAGCAAGGAACAAACAGUUCCGAACACAUUCUCAUCAAGAUACAUCAGAAAGUCAUGGACCUUGUCUUCCUCCCAUUGUGCCCUUAGCCUUAAGGUUACACUGAACUUGCAUGUACAUCCAUUGCAAACACAGCUCAGCAUUGGACGGUAACAUGCCAAACUGUCCCAAAUCUUUGUAAGUUUUCCAAAGCAUGUCUCGAUCAUGACACCAGCUUAAUGGCAGUUUACAAGUUACUUCCUCAGAUGCUGAACACGAGGUCCGUUCGUCACACGAAAUCGUCUGCAUAUGUGUUCCAACAAGUCUGUAGCAAGCGGUUUGUGUGAGAUGUUCAAUCGCAGCCUUUGGUCAAUCGUCAUCUUGAUCCAUUGAUGGUCUUCCAAUCUUCAUAGUCGGAUGAGUCUUCAGCUGGCUGGGGAAGACUCCCGUCUACAAAUCCAAAUUUCUUCAUUGAGCUCAAAGCAGU
Molecule: messenger RNA, 1869 nt
Organism: Brassica napus (rape)
Lineage: Eukaryota; Viridiplantae; Streptophyta; Magnoliopsida; Brassicales; Brassicaceae
Product: paired amphipathic helix protein Sin3-like 6
Exons: 7
Coding region: 18-788 (256 amino acids)
Biological process (GO): negative regulation of transcription by RNA polymerase II
Cellular component (GO): histone deacetylase complex; chromatin
Molecular function (GO): transcription corepressor activity
Source: RefSeq, a predicted model, not a curated record